Molecule: messenger RNA, 1453 nt
Organism: Talaromyces stipitatus ATCC 10500
Lineage: Eukaryota; Fungi; Ascomycota; Eurotiomycetes; Eurotiales; Trichocomaceae
Exons: 2
Coding region: 77-1453 (458 amino acids)
Biological process (GO): semaphorin-plexin signaling pathway
Molecular function (GO): semaphorin receptor activity
Source: RefSeq, a predicted model, not a curated record
GAGCACUGAGUCCAUUUGCACUUACCCUACUGCAACUCUUUUAUUCAAGCCCAACGCCUGAUUAUCUUGACCUGCAAUGUCUGCCCCUACUAUCUCUAAACUCACUCCUAACUCUGGCCCUGUCGGCACCACAGUACUCAUCUCUGGCACUAAUCUCGCCAGUGCCACCACGGUCAGAUUUGGUGCCACUACUGCGACUAUUCUCUCGAACACCAGCACAUCACUUUUUGUCACAGCCCCAACUGGUACUGGUACAGUCCCAGUAGUCGUAACCACUGCAGCUGGUUCCAGCACCCAAAACCUGCAGUUCACUUAUAAUACCACUCCCUCUGCUCCAGUCAUUUCUCUCCUUUCUCCGACCAGCGGGCCAGCGGCAGGUGGGAACUUGGUCACAAUCAACGGCACAAAUCUUCUCUACACUACCGCAGUCAGCUUUGGUGGUACGCCUGCCACCAGCUUCGCUGUCCUUUCCAACACUCAAAUUUCUGCAGUCGCGCCAGCAGGAACAGGAACUGCAGCAGUCAAUGUGACCAACGCAACUGGUCCAAGUAACAAUUUAACAUACACCUACGUUGCGGCUCCCACUGUGACGUCAAUUACGCCAGUAUCUGGGACCACAGCAGGCGGGAAUACUGUUACUAUCAAUGGUACAGGCUUCACUGGUGCUACAGGAGUUACAUUUAGCACUACACCAUCCCCAUCUUUUGCCGUCAUAUCACCAACCGUAAUGACUGCAGUCGUUCCGCCAGGUGUUGGGACUGCCCCUGUAACAGUCACAACAACUGGUGGUUCCACUACUGGCCCUAACUAUACUUAUAGUUCUGGACCUGUAGUUACAACCGCGACUCCUUCUGUGGGCUCCACAGCUGGAGGUGAUACUGUUACCAUUACUGGUAGUGGUCUUGGAGGUACCACUGGUGUGAAUUUUGGAACCACUCCAGGGACUAUUGUUUCUGUCAGUGAUACUUCAUUAGGUGUUGUUACACCAGCAGAUGUUGCUGGCACGGUUCCAAUCAAUAUUGCCACUACAGGUGGCACAAAUAGCUCAAUUAGCUUCAGCUAUGUGAGUCCACCAGUACUUACUUCAAUCACUCCAACUUCAGGACCAGCUGCAGGGGGCACAGUGGUGUCCAUCACUGGGCAAAACUUGGCCAGUACCACUGAUGUGGUCUUUGUCUCAGCAACUGCAGUAGUUGCAGCGGCAAGCUUUACAGUCAACUCUGACCUCAGUAUAUCUGCAACUUCACCUGCCGCAGCAGCAGGGAAUUACGCUUUGGAGGUUGUCACCACAUCAGCCACAUUCGUGCCUUUACCACCAAUUCUUCAACAGAAAACAGGCACAGCAGGCAUAUUUUAUCUAGGCAACAACUCUCAUGAUGACUCACAACCCAGGAAAAUUGGUCAGAUUCAACAUCUACAAGAAGGCUGGAUUCUAGUCAGUGUGACAUUGUGA